UUUGAAAUGGAUGCUACAGAAUGUUUAUAUGUUAUUUUGUUCUGUUAUGGAGCCCUAUUUUUCUUUGAUCGCUUUUUUAAGAGUUGUUCGAUGUAUCCUUACAUCGCAUUUCUAAAUGGAACUGGAUUAAAUAUAGGAUUUCUACGUAUUAGUUGGCGGACAACAGCAUUCAAUCGAACAUUACUGAAAAUUGGUACAAAAUAUAAAAAUUUAUUGAAUAUAUGGUUCGAUAUUGGCAUAUACGUAACAAUAAUUCUACUUCCAAUAUCAAUUGGUGUACUUCUUUAUGCAGCCUUUCAAAUUUUCGUGUUCUCAAGCACCACAGAUAAAGUUGCUAGCAAUAAAGAUACUAUUAUUGAGCCUAUAAUUCCUGGUGUCACGUCACCCCUAAAUGAAAUUGGAUAUUAUGCCAUUACGCUACUAAUAUCCAGUUGUUUGCAUGAAUUGGGUCAUGCAAUUGCAGCCGUCCGUGAAGAUAUUCACAUAAUUGAAGUGGGUUGUAGCGCAUUUUUUAUUUUACCCGUCGCAUUUGUAAUUAUCUCAAAUGAUCAAUUACAAACACUUAAUGUUAAGAAAAAAUUACGUGUGCUAUGCGCAGGCGUAUGGCAUAAUUUAGUUAUUGCAGUCAUUGCAUAUUUAAUAUUUAUAUCGUUACCGCUUUUAUUCAUGCCAUUUUAUGCGUUAAACCGUGGCGUGUAUGUAUCUGAAGUAAGUCAUAAAUCACCGUUACGAGGACAGCGUGGAAUCGAGGUUGGAGAUAUAAUAGUUGGAAUUAACGAGCAUAAAAUUUACAACGAUCAAACUUGGUUUCAAGCACUUACACGAACUAUCAAACAAAAACCAGGAUAUUGUGUGGAAACCGAUUUCGUGCAUGCGUUAGAUGAAAGUGUUGUAACGGAACAUCAUGAAAUUAAUGGAUUAAUUGAAUGUUGUGGACCGAACAAAGGACAAAAUUUAUGUUUUGAAUACUUAGAGGCAAGUGAUGGGAUUGUUCAACUUCCACCACACAUGUGUUUACCAGCUCGUAAAAUUGUUGAGCAUGCAAAAACUUUAUGCUAUUCUGGUACGUGUUCCUUGGACUUACAUUGUAUUAAACCGGUGUUACCAAAUGCAACGAGUUUGCUAAGUAUUAGCCGAUAUCGAAAAGAUCAUGUGAUUUAUAUAGGACAUCCUUCCGAUGUAUUUUAUUCGGUUCAAGUAUCUGCGUAUGUACCAAAAACAUGGUUUUUAAGUUCGAAAUUUGCGGAACGUAUCGACUUGCUACUAAAAUAUUUAGUGGUUUUUUCAUUAGGUUUAGUUAUUGUAAAUAUUAUACCAUGUUGGUACUUAGAUGGAGAACAUAUAAUUGUUGCCGUUGUACAAUUAGUGUUAGCACGACGAAUCCAAUCGAAAUUAGUUAAGGAUGUAAUUUCUUUAAGUUUAACAAUAUUCGGUACGGUAUUUUUAAUUUUAGUUAUACUAGGCACCUUAUUAAUGAAAUUAUUUUAUUAA
Chrysoperla carnea is the source of this 1491-nucleotide messenger RNA. It is a transcript of the gene S2P, whose product is annotated as membrane-bound transcription factor site-2 protease. Gene Ontology annotation, biological process: regulation of response to endoplasmic reticulum stress; membrane protein intracellular domain proteolysis. The transcript is spliced from 2 exons. Lineage: Eukaryota; Metazoa; Arthropoda; Insecta; Neuroptera; Chrysopidae. Gene Ontology annotation, molecular function: protein binding; metalloendopeptidase activity. The record is from RefSeq and is a predicted model, not a curated record. The coding region runs from base 7 to 1491 and encodes 494 amino acids. Gene Ontology annotation, cellular component: membrane; cytoplasm.